CCGGGAGAGGAGGAUCACAUGCUGACAAACACUGAAAUUACAACAUUGGACACUGCAUUUCGCAAAGUCAUUGAACUUUGAGCUCACUUGCAGUCCAAGGGAAGCCAUGCAGGAUGAAGACGGAUACAUCACUCUAAAUAUUAAACCUCGAAAACCAGUUCCUACCUCAGAUGACCCUGCUUCCUCUUUUUGGUGGCGUGUGAUGGCUUUAAUUCUGCUGAUCUUGUCUCUGGGGAUGGUCAUUGGGCUGGUAGCUCUGGGAAUUAUGUCUUUCACACAGCAAAAUUACCUGCGAGCUGAGAAUGAAAAUCUCUCAGGAACUCUGCAACAACUAGCAAAAAACUUCUGCCAAGAUUUAAUAAGACAAUUAGAACAAAAGCAAAGGGGCAGUUACGAUCAUAAAUGCAGCCCUUGUGACACAAAUUGGAGAUAUUAUGGAGAUAGUUGCUAUGGAUUCUUCAGGCACAACUUGACAUGGGAAGAUAGUAAGCAGUUCUGCACUGACAAGAAUGCAACUCUUAUCAAGAUUGCCAACCAGAAUAUUCUGGAAUACAUCAAAGCCAGGACUGUUUUAAUUCGUUGGGUUGGAUUGUCCCGCCAGAAUUCUAAUAAGAUCUGGAUGUGGGAAGAUGGUUCAGUUCCUCCCAAAAAUAUGCUUGACCUUUCUGGAGAUAGAAGAGAAAAUAUGAAUUGCGCUUAUUUUCAUAAUGGGAAAAUCCGCCCUACCUUCUGUGAGGACAAACAUUAUUUAAUGUGUGAGAGGAAAGCUGGCGUGGCAAAGGUGGACCAACUACUUUAAUGCAAAAACAGGGACAGGAUA
Castor canadensis (American beaver) is the source of this 820-nucleotide messenger RNA. RefSeq names its product C-type lectin domain family 1 member B (gene Clec1b). Gene Ontology annotation, cellular component: plasma membrane. Gene Ontology annotation, biological process: platelet formation; signal transduction. The record is from RefSeq and is a predicted model, not a curated record. Lineage: Eukaryota; Metazoa; Chordata; Mammalia; Rodentia; Castoridae. Gene Ontology annotation, molecular function: transmembrane signaling receptor activity.